AUGUUUGCCAUGUCGCAACACCAAUACACAUAUGCCCAGGCCCAGGCGCCGCCGAGGCAGUAUUCCGCACACGGAACCAGUAGUGCCUUCUCUAGCUCAGCGAACCCUGAUGAGGACUGGACCAAGAUUUCCGAUCUCGCUGAGCGUAGAAGAAUACAAAACCGGAUUGCUCAGCGCAACUACCGCAAGAAGCUCAAGAGACGCUUGGAAGACCUGGAGAGACGCGCUGGCACCUCAGAUGGCUCCUCGCCCGCCAGUGGAUCGGAGAAGCAAGGACAGACCAACAAGUCCUCCAAGAAGUCCCCGUCGAAGACACAAAAGUCCAACGUCAUGCCCCAGAAGCCCGUCCCGGCACCUCAAUUUACACCGCCCAUGACCCACGAAGACGAGCUCAUGUUCCCGUCGUCAUACGAUGAGAGGGAACGAUCGCAUACGCCUCCUUUCAUGCCCUACUCGGCAUACCCUCCGCCCGACGAGAUGCUUCUGCCGCCGUAUGGGUCGGCUCAGGCCUACCACCCCAUGACAACCGCGGAUGGCUACCCGAGCUACAUCGCGACCACCACAGUCCCCUGCACACUGCCGUCGAUGACCCACUUCAGCGAUGCCAUCAAGAGGGAGCCUUACCCGGAGGAGUCAUUGUCGCCUUACAUGAACUAUGGCUUUGUACCGGGGAUGGAUAUGAACGCUCAGAACCCCUACGAUACCUCGAACCCUCAUACUCCACCACUUUCUCACUCUUUCGAUCACUCGGCGAACUGUUCUGACUCUGGCUACGACUACCCGACAACUCCGCUAUCGAUGCCAGACUCGCCGGAGUUGAUACAGCACCAAUUAUGA
Messenger RNA from Neoarthrinium moseri, 837 nucleotides. RefSeq lists its product as uncharacterized. NCBI's taxonomy places the organism in Eukaryota, Fungi, Ascomycota, Sordariomycetes, Amphisphaeriales, Apiosporaceae. Gene Ontology annotation, biological process: regulation of DNA-templated transcription. The coding region runs from base 1 to 837 and encodes 278 amino acids. The record is from RefSeq and is a predicted model, not a curated record. The transcript is spliced from 3 exons. Gene Ontology annotation, molecular function: DNA-binding transcription factor activity.